CCACUUUCUUAUCAAUCACCAUAAUACCUUCUUCUCAUUGCUUUUCACACCCCCCUCCCUUUUUUCUUUUUUUUUGCAACUCAAAAAAUGCCUCCUGUGUUGCCUGAUUUUUCUAGCUCAGUUAAGCUAAAGUAUGUGAAACUUGGUUACCAAUAUCUUGUUAAUCACAUUAUAACACUCACUCUUAUUCCCAUCAUGCUUGGUGUUUCAAUUGAACUUAUACGUUUAGGUCCUGAUGAAAUAAUCAACCUAUGGAACUCUCUAAACAUUAAUCUUGUUCAAAUCCUCUGUUCUUGUUUUCUUGUUAUUUUCAUAUCCACUGUUUACUUCAUGUCAAAACCACGCACAAUCUACUUAGUUGAUUAUGCUUGUUUCAAACCACCUGUUACUUGUCGUGUUCCUUUUGCUACUUUCAUGGAACAUUCAAGACUCAUCCUUAAAAACAACCCUAAAAGUGUCGAAUUUCAAAUGAGGAUUCUUGAACGUUCUGGUCUUGGUGAAGAAACAAGUCUCCCACCUGCUAUUCAUUAUAUACCACCAAAACCAACCAUGGAAUCUGCAAGAGGUGAAGCUGAACUUGUUAUAUUCUCAGCUAUGGAUUCUUUGUUAAACAAAACAGGUCUUAAACCAAAAGACAUAGACAUACUCAUAAUAAAUUGUAGUCUUUUUUCUCCAACACCUUCUUUGUCAGCUAUGGUUAUAAACAAAUACAAAUUAAGAAGUAACAUAAAAAGUUUCAAUCUUUCUGGUAUGGGUUGUAGCGCAGGACUAAUUUCCAUCGAUUUAGCGCGCGAUCUUCUUCAAGUUCAUCCGAAUUCAAACGCCAUAGUUGUUAGUACUGAAAUUAUAACACCAAAUUAUUAUAAAGGAAAUGAAAGAGCUAUGCUUUUACCAAAUUGUUUGUUUAGAAUGGGUGGUGCUGCUAUUCUAUUAUCAAACAGAGGGUCAGAAUCGAAAAGAGCAAAAUACAGAUUAGUUCAUGUUGUUAGAACACACAAAGGAGGAGAUGAUAAAGCUUUUCGAUGUGUUUUUGAAGAAGAAGAUAAAGAAGGUAAAGUUGGGAUUUCACUUUCAAAAGAUCUUAUGGCAAUUGCAGGUGAAGCUCUUAAAUCAAAUAUAACAACAAUGGGUCCACUUGUUUUACCAGCUUCAGAACAGUUACUUUUUCUUUUAACACUCAUUGGUAGAAAAAUCUUUAAUCCUAAAUGGAAACCAUAUAUUCCUGAUUUCAAACAAGCUUUUGAACAUUUUUGUAUACAUGCUGGUGGUCGUGCUGUGAUUGAUGAGUUACAGAAGAAUCUUCAACUUUCAGCUGAACAUGUGGAAGCAUCAAGGAUGACACUUCAUAGAUUUGGAAACACAUCUUCUUCAUCAUUAUGGUAUGAACUCAACUACAUUGAAUCCAAAGGAAGGAUGAAGAAAGGAGACAGAGUAUGGCAGAUAGCAUUUGGCAGUGGUUUUAAAUGCAACAGUGCUGUUUGGAAAUGUAACAGAACCAUUAAAACACCUGUUGAUGGAGCUUGGUCAGAUUGUAUUCAUCGUUAUCCUGUUCAUAUUCCUGAGAUUGUUAAACUCUAAUUUUAUAUUUCGUUUCUACUCAUGCUCCCUUUUCUUGCUCUUUCUAUGUUGUAGCCCUACCAUAAUUCUCAUUAUCCCACUUUUCUUUUUUCUUUUGUUAUAUCAUCAUAUAAAUAUAUAUUUAUGUUUUUUUUCUCUUCAUUUCCAAACAAAUAGUAUAUGGUAGGCUUUCUCAUAGAAAUUACUAUUUGGGCUUCUAUGUAUUGCAUCAACAUUGUGCAGCAUGCGAAGGAAAUGCAUACAACUCCAGUUUCUAAUUAAUUUAUGCUUGCUUGAAUUAGGACUUCAAUGUAACAAAUGCUUUGAUGUUAGAAUCAAACUUUAGGAGUUGUUUCUUUUCA
Cicer arietinum (chickpea) is the source of this 1919-nucleotide messenger RNA. Its product is annotated as 3-ketoacyl-CoA synthase 6. Gene Ontology annotation, molecular function: acyltransferase activity, transferring groups other than amino-acyl groups. Gene Ontology annotation, cellular component: membrane. Gene Ontology annotation, biological process: fatty acid biosynthetic process. Lineage: Eukaryota; Viridiplantae; Streptophyta; Magnoliopsida; Fabales; Fabaceae. The record is from RefSeq and is a predicted model, not a curated record.